This is a messenger RNA of Vollenhovia emeryi, 844 nucleotides long. Its product is annotated as meiotic nuclear division protein 1 homolog. The coding region runs from base 161 to 778 and encodes 205 amino acids. Gene Ontology annotation, biological process: reciprocal meiotic recombination. The record is from RefSeq and is a predicted model, not a curated record. Gene Ontology annotation, cellular component: nucleus. Lineage: Eukaryota; Metazoa; Arthropoda; Insecta; Hymenoptera; Formicidae. The transcript is spliced from 5 exons. Gene Ontology annotation, molecular function: double-stranded DNA binding.
UGGAGAGCUAAACAGUUCAUAGUAUUAUAUAGUUACAGGUUGAAGUAGUUCUUCUCUGUGUAGUGUUUGGUAGUGUUCAGUAGUGUUAUAUAGCAGGUUUCGGGAACGAAGCUAGUUUUAUGAUGGUUGACUUGUUUUAAUAGUUGGAUCAGUAGAUACCAUGUCCAAGAAAAGAGGAGUUUCUCUCGACGAGAAACGUAUGAGAAUGCUAGAAAUAUUUUAUGAGAAAAAGGAGUUUUUCACGCUAAAGGAACUCGAGAAAGUCGCUCCGAAAGAGAAGAGCAUUAUAGUACAAUCUGUCAAAGAUGUAUUACAAGGUUUAGUGGACGAUGGUUUGGUGCAAUCUGGCAAAAUUGGCACUUCCACAUAUUUCUGGAGGUUCCCAGGAGAAAAAAUUGCUGCAACAGAACGCAAAAUAGAUGAUACAAGCAAAAAGUUAACAGAGGCAGAAAUUAAACUUGAGGCGCUAAAGGAAGAGGUACGAAAGGAGAAGGAAUUGAAGAACGACACAGAAGAGAAGAGAAAAUUGCUGAAGGAGAUAGAACAGCUGAGGAUGGAGGAACAGGAAAUAAAAAAGCAAAUUGUUCAGUUCAGUGGUGUCGAACCGGAAGUAAUUGCAGAAAUGAAUGAAAAAGCGGAGAAAUACAAAGAUGCAGCCAAUAUAUGGACAGACAAUAUUUUUGCUGUACAGAACUGGUGCAAGAAUAAAUUCGACAUCUCUAAACAAGAUCUUAACAAACAAUUUAACAUUCCCGAGGACUUUGACUACUUAGAAUAAAGGAAUGAAUCUGAUCGUUUAAAUGUUCAUACGAUUUACUGUCAAUAAAUAAUUUUUGUGUAAAUA